Conger conger (European conger) is the source of this 2070-nucleotide messenger RNA. RefSeq names its product glycerol-3-phosphate dehydrogenase [NAD(+)], cytoplasmic-like. The coding region runs from base 172 to 1221 and encodes 349 amino acids. Gene Ontology annotation, cellular component: glycerol-3-phosphate dehydrogenase (FAD) complex; cytosol. NCBI's taxonomy places the organism in Eukaryota, Metazoa, Chordata, Actinopteri, Anguilliformes, Congridae. Gene Ontology annotation, molecular function: protein homodimerization activity; glycerol-3-phosphate dehydrogenase [NAD(P)+] activity; NAD binding. The transcript has 8 exons. Gene Ontology annotation, biological process: carbohydrate metabolic process; glycerol-3-phosphate catabolic process. The record is from RefSeq and is a predicted model, not a curated record.
AUUUGCCCCUUUCUUUUCCAGCAACGCUGAAUGGGCUAACUCCCCUCCACCAGGCAGGCGUGUCAGGAAGUGAAGGACAUAUAGCCAACUUUUAGGACAAGUUUGCUUGGUAUUUUGUUGGGGUGACAUUGUUUCAAGGCUGAUUAAAAGCAGACGGACGUUUUAGCUACAAUGCCUGGAAAGAAAGUAUGCAUCGUCGGAUCGGGUAACUGGGGUUCGGCGAUUGCCAAGAUCGUUGGACACAAUGUGAAGGGUUCUAACAGAUUUGACCCCAUUGUGAACAUGUGGGUGUUCGAGGAGAUGAUAAACGACAGAAAGCUGACGGAGAUCAUCAAUAUGGAGCACGAAAACGUGAAAUACCUCCCGGGUCACAAGCUUCCAAAAAACGUUGUUGCAGUGCCUGAAAUUGUGGAAGCCAUGGCAGGGGCGGACUUUUUCAUCUUUGUGAUACCCCAUCAGUUCAUUGGAAAGUUAUGCGAGCAGAUGAAGCCUCACGUCAAGCCGGGGGCUAUUGGGAUUUCCCUCAUUAAAGGUAUCGACGAAGGCCCGGAGGGUCUGAAGCUCAUCUCGGAAAUCGUGCGAGAGAAGCUGGAGAUCAAGGUUUGCGUGCUGAUGGGCGCCAACAUCGCCAACGAGGUGGCAGACGAGAAGUUCUGCGAAACCACCAUCGGGGCCACAGACCUGCAGCAUGGCCAGCUCUUCAAAGAACUGCUACAAACUCCUAAUUUCAGGAUUACGGUUGUGUCCGAGAGUGACACUGUUGAACUUUGCGGUGCUCUGAAGAAUAUUGUGGCAGUGGGGGCGGGGUUCUGCGACGGCCUGGGCUUCGGGGACAACACCAAGGCGGCGGUGAUCCGUCUGGGCCUGAUGGAGAUGGUGGAGUUCGCCAAGAUCUUCUGCCGGGGCGACGUGAGCUCGGCCACCUUCCUGGAGAGCUGCGGGGUGGCGGACCUCAUCACAACCUGCUACGGGGGCCGCAACCGACGCGUGGCAGAAGCCUUCGCCAAGACCGGCAAGUCCAUCGAGGAGCUGGAGGCUGAGAUGCUGAACGGGCAGAAACUGCAGGGCCCACAGACCUCAGCCGAGGUCUACAAGCUACUCAAGAAGAGGGAGAUGACCAGCAAAUUUCCGCUGUUUGCGUCCGUGUACGAGAUCUGCUUUCAGGGACGUCCCGUGAAGGACUUCAUCACCUGUCUGCAGAACCAUCCGGAGCACAUGUGAUCCCCGCACAACGUCCCGUUCUCACUCCACCUGCACGGGCACCGGCACCUGCCUGUGUUGCAGCACAGUCUGUAAAACCCGGGUCCCGGGGAACUCUGUGCAUGCCGAUUUAUUUGCUACAGCUAAUCUCUCUCGCUCAAGGUUUUGAACAUUUGAGUACUUUCAUAAUUUCUCCUUAAACGUCUCAACACAAUGCAGGUUUGUUACAUAAUUUGCCUUGUCUUUGAAUUCUUAUCUACUAAACGGUUAGUUUUAAUGGCCAGGUGUGUCCUCACACUUUUACCAAUUAGGAGCCAAUUGAUUCACUCGAUUCAGUCUGUUAAUGUGUGCGUUUUUAUGUCAUUUGCGAUAUACAGUAGCACAAGGCAAUAUGACUUUUUCUUCAUACCAUGCUUUACCAUUUUGUACUGUGUGGCUUGAGUGGAUAUGUUUUGGGGGGGGGGGAUUAAGAAAAAUGAACAGCUUUUUAAAAUUCUGCAGCUGGCUCAAAAACCAACAUGCACAGGGAGUUUUAGAACCACUGCCCCAAGUUAACAAGAGACAAAUGCAUUAGUGAUUUUCUUUUGUUUUUUUGUUAUUUUGUGUAAGAGCUGUAUUGAAUUUUGUAAAAAAAAAAAAAAAAAAAAUAAAAAAAAAAAUCGAAAGCAUACUACUGUAAGUGAAAUUGUCAUAAAAACAUGAAUGAUACUUGAUACAACAUAUACUGUACAUUAGUCCACAAAGAAAGGCUAAUGAAACUAGGCAAGAUGAAUUCAUGUUUAUUUCUUUGUAUGGAUUUGGACCACAUACAUUGCACUAACUGUAAUACAGAAGCCCUUUGUUGACUAUUAAUAAAAUGAAUAAACCGGA